AUGGCUGGAACUGAAAAUUCCAUUUUGUCGUGCGACCGAAAACUGCCAUGCCAACGAUGUGUAAGAUCGGGGUCGCCAGAGCAAUGCUCAUUCGAGGCGAAGACAAGGCCGCUACCUGUGUCAAACGACGAAUCCGCCCAACAGCAAGCUCGACGUAACAGCGAACAGAUUCGAGAUCUCCAAGCCCAAGUCGUUCAAUUGAAAGGAUUAUUCUCAGAAGCUCAUCCAGCGUACGAAGUUGAGAAUGGAGCAGACGUUUCGCAAGUCACUGGUUGCGCUGAGCCAUGUCAACCACUGUUCCUUAAUGAAAUUUCCAAAGACGACCAAGGUCCUAAGGAUGUUACUAAGUCCGAGCUCUCGGAUCCGAGGGAGAGAUCUCCGCAUGGGUACUAUGGUCAGCAUGCUCUAUUGCAAUUCUUUCAAGAAAUUCCACAACUCUUCCCAUUCAUCAAAGACAAUUCUGACGAGUACCUCAAACCUCUUGGGAUCCACCUCAAAAAGGAGAAACCAGUCAGAAAUGAGUACAAAACGAAUUCUCACAUUCAAAAUAAAAGCAUACUGGAAGGACUACUUCCGUGUAAGGACGACGCGGACUUCUUGGUGUCGUUCUAUUUCAAUCACUUCGAGCAACUCCAUCGUGUCAUCCAUGUCCCAACAUUCAAGAGAAAAUAUGCCAAUUUUUGGUUGCCAAACCGGCCUCGCUACCCUGCCAUGACAGCUCUUGUCUUAUCAAUGUUAUCUAUAUCGGCCUGUGAAUCUGUCAGCUUGAGUGAAAAGCCUACUCUGUCUACAUAUGGAAACAUGCCCGCACAGUGGAUAUCGGCAUGUGACGAGUGGCUGAGACAGCAGAGCUCAAAGAAUCGCAAGCUCGUGCACUACCAAAUCUCCUGCUUAACGUAUCUUGCAAAAAGAAUGAACAUGAUCAGGAAGAAAAGCUGGUGGAAAGAGACUGGCUCUUUGGUGCAGAACGCCAUCAUAGAUGGAUUACAUCGUGAUCCAUCUACAACUCUGGACACCCCAUACAUGAGAGAGAUGAAACGACGGAUCUGGGCCGUCCUUCGAGAACUAGAUCUCCAGAACGCCUUUGAGUUUGGGCUUCCUACCCUCCUUCAUAACGUCGACUCAAAUGUAUCUGCUCCCUCGAAUAUCGAUGAUGAGUUUGACGAAGCAUCGAACGAACUUCCUCUUUCAAAGCCUUCAAACCACUACACCUCUGCAUCAUACCAAUUCCAUAGCGCACGAAGCUUGAAACUACGUCUUGAGAUUUCUCGGCGCCUGUUUAGUCCCGGGUUAUCACUAGCGCUUACCUAUGAACAUGUCUUGCAAUAUACUUAUGCUCUGACGCAAGAGAUACAUUCCCUCCCACCUUGGGACAGCGGCGAAGAAGUCGAAGAUACGAACUCCCCAAGAUUGCGCAUCCUCACUUAUGCAUUUCUGCAAUUUCAGCUCCAGCAGUGUAUACUAGCUAUCCAUAGACCCUAUCUCCAGCGAGAUGACACCAAGUACUGGCUUUCAGAAAACGUCUCUUAUCAGAUAUCGCGAGAUAUACUUCUCAUGAACAGCAAGCUAGCGGGAUUAGGAAUUCAGAAGUUGACAUUUCUCAGAGAGGACCUCUUGCUGGCUUCGCUGAGCAUCACCCGUUUGACCUUACUGCAGCCCAAAGACUCCAGCAGCAUAAUCAUGGCCAGCUCUACAUCUACCAUUGAUCUCCUAGAACAAUGUCUUCCACUCAUGGAGGAGCGGUAUUUGCACUGUUUCUAUGGAGAGCCAUGGUGCUUCCUCACCAUGUGCGCAGCGACCAUGCUGGCCAAGAUACAUGUAGGGAGAGAGACAUGGCAAACAGCCAAAGCGUCAUGUGCACAGAGAUUCCUAGACUUGCAUUACCGGUGCAUUGGGAGACAACAGACGGCUCUGCUGAGUCAACAGCAUCAGGAUUCCGAAAUAAGUCAGAUUGAUGCUCUCGCGGCUAGCCAACAGGAAUACGCGCUUGACGCAACGAGUUUUCCGGCUUCAGAGUGGAUGGAUAGCAAGUUUCCCGAUAUUGGUAUGAAUUGUUUUGAUCUGGACAUGGAGUUUGAUAAUACAUGGGAAACCUAG
Lachnellula hyalina is the source of this 2097-nucleotide messenger RNA. Its product is annotated as Transcription factor. NCBI's taxonomy places the organism in Eukaryota, Fungi, Ascomycota, Leotiomycetes, Helotiales, Lachnaceae. The transcript has 6 exons. Gene Ontology annotation, biological process: DNA-templated transcription; regulation of transcription by RNA polymerase II. The record is from RefSeq and is a predicted model, not a curated record. Gene Ontology annotation, cellular component: nucleus. Gene Ontology annotation, molecular function: DNA-binding transcription activator activity, RNA polymerase II-specific; RNA polymerase II cis-regulatory region sequence-specific DNA binding; zinc ion binding. Bases 1 to 2097 code for a protein of 698 amino acids.